ACGCCAGGUACUUGGGAGGUGCGCCUUGCGGUGGGUGAGUCGCCUCGGCACUUCCUCCGCGGCGCUCGCACCUCCACCGCCUCCACCUCCUCUCCACCCCCGCCAGUACGUCUCCCCCUCCCACCUCCGCUCGGAAAAAAUGGACACUUCUCCGGAGACUAAGAUCGACCCUGCACUUAGGGAAGAGAAGGAAAUGGGUGAAGGCGGUGUGCACGGGGAGGCCAAGGGCGACGGAGGCACGGCCAUCUCGACGCUGAAGAAGCUUUGGGCUGCCACCACCUACGAGCCGCUGUUGCUGCUGCAUUCCAUUGUCCACUUCGGCACUGUUACACUGACGGAGUCCCUGAUAGCAGAAAAGAGCUGCCUGGUGACCCUCGGCAAACCGGAAGAAAUCUGCAAAGAACUUUAUGAUCAUCCAAAUGAUGAAAUUGAAGUACAGCAAGUUGCAUCCAAGUAUCAAGGUUCUGCUACGCUGGCUGAGAACAUGGUCGCAAUGUUUCUGCUGCUUUACAUUGGCCCCUUCUCUGACAGGUACGGUCGGAAGCCCUUCCUUUACCUGAGUCUGGUGAUGAAAACAUUGAAUAUUUUUAUCCUUUUUCUGGCCUCCGUGUUCAUUUACUCUCCUACCGAGCUCACCGUAGUGGCCCCGUUCCUCUACUCUCUCGGGGGAGCGAUGGGCUCCUUCCAGAUGCUCGUCUUCGCCUGCAUCUCCGACGUCACCACGGACGCCAACCGCACCUACAGGCUGGGAAUCCUGAAGAUCUUCAUGGCCUUCGGGUCGCCCACUGGCAGGGUGGUCGGCGGGCAGAUGUAUGCGUUAGGUGGGUACGUAGCAGUGUACGGGCUGGCGCUGGGAAUUCUGGGUAUCUGCCUGCUCCUGCUCGUCUUCACUGCGGAGUCUGUGAAAUUCGGUGAUAAUGAGCACAGACCCAAGUUCAGGGUUUCGUGGCUGAUCAAAGUCCCGGCGGAGCUCCUCGCAGCCGUCCACCGCAACGAAGGACCUCGGAGGGGCAUCGUCUACUCGAUCCUCUUCUCUCACAUAUGCAUCUUCUUCGCCAUGAAUCCUCUGUACUUCCUAUUCUUCAAGUUAAUGUUCGACUGGGAUGCAACAGACUAUUCUAACUGGUUCUUCUACAGGGACAUGACCAAAGCCAUAGCGCUCGUGUUGCUGAUGCCCGUCUUCGUGGGCCGCCUGAGGCUCCCCGACAGCGCCCUCGGGUUGCUCGGCUGCAGCUCCGUCGCCUUCAUGCAGAUCGCCCUCGGACAGAUCGUCAGCCCCUCCAUGGCGUGGGUCGCGCUACUCGGGCCUUUGCUCGGGAUGCUGGAGCUGUUCGCGCACCUGGCCUCGCGCUCCAUCAUGUCCAAGUGUUCCGAUGGAAGCAGAGAACUUGGAAAGCUCUUCGCGGCGCAGGCAGUCCUGGACUCCAUCGCCACCGGGCUGGCAGGCCCUCUGUACGCAGCGGUGUACAGCUCUUCGGUGGACAGCCUCCCCAUGGCGCAGUUCCUCCUGGCGGCCCUGUUCAUGUUCCUGGCCGUCUUAGGAAUCGGGGUGUGCGAUAUCUUCCUCCAGAAGAAAGAGGCUGAACCCAAACAUGAAGAUCUUCAAGAAAAAGCCUGAACAGUCGGAAAGAAAAUAAAGUCCUCACUGAAUGUCUUGAUGACCAUCACUUUUUUUCAUUAUAUUACGUUUGUUUUUUUGUAGUGUGCUUCAGCUGUCUCAUUACAUGGCAUUUUUUUAUAUUGACGUUAUCAAUACUACUGUUAAGAUGGUGGUUGUUAUUGUCAUGUUAUUACUGUUGCAAUUAUUCAUUUGCGAUUAUUAUUAUUAUCAUUAUUACUUUUACUAAUAUUAUCAUAUUUGUUGUUAUUACCAUUAUUAUUAUUGAUAUGCUUAUGAUUUUGGCAUCAUUAAUAUUAUCAUUGUUGUAUCAUUAUCAUUAUUAUAAAUGUUAUCAUCUUUAUUAUCAUUCUAGUAUCUUAUCAUAAUCAUUAUCACCAUCGCUUAUUCUAUCUUUAACAUUAUUGUAACUAUUAUUAUUGUCAUUAUUACCAUUAUCAUGAUAAUUAUUAGUGUUAUCAUCAUCAUUGUUUGUAUUUGUAUUUGUAUUAUUAUCAUUAUUAUUAUCAUUGAUUAUUUUCAUUAUCGUUACAAUGAUCAUUAUUAUUGUCAAUAGUAUUAUCAUUAUUAUCAUAAGUAGUAAUUAUAAUAGUAGUAUUAUCACUAUCCUUAUUAUUUCUAUUAUCGUUACGAUUAUCAUUAUCAUCAUUAUCAUUGCCAUUGCUGGUAUCAUACUGGUAAUAUACUGACAAUAAUUACUCCUAACUUUAUUUCCAUUACUGUUAUCAUCAAUGUUACAAUUAGCAUCAUUCUCAUUAUCAACACAAUUAUUUGUGACACGAACAUUAGUUUCUAUUAUCGCCAUCAACGUUAUCAUUAUUCCAAUAAGAUGUUAUUGCUGAUAUUGUGGAUGUCAGGUGGCGAUAUAGUAUUAUCAAAAUAAUUACCAUAACAUCAUAACCGUUAUCAAAAUAUCUUUAUUGUAUCUGUAGAUGUUAUUAUU
This is a messenger RNA of Penaeus vannamei (Pacific white shrimp), 2561 nucleotides long. RefSeq names its product proton-coupled folate transporter. Gene Ontology annotation, cellular component: membrane. NCBI's taxonomy places the organism in Eukaryota, Metazoa, Arthropoda, Malacostraca, Decapoda, Penaeidae. Gene Ontology annotation, molecular function: transmembrane transporter activity. The record is from RefSeq and is a predicted model, not a curated record. Gene Ontology annotation, biological process: transmembrane transport.